Conger conger (European conger) is the source of this 1872-nucleotide messenger RNA. It is a transcript of the gene atat1, whose product is annotated as alpha tubulin acetyltransferase 1. Gene Ontology annotation, molecular function: tubulin N-acetyltransferase activity. Gene Ontology annotation, cellular component: microtubule. NCBI's taxonomy places the organism in Eukaryota, Metazoa, Chordata, Actinopteri, Anguilliformes, Congridae. The transcript is spliced from 12 exons. The coding region runs from base 292 to 1554 and encodes 420 amino acids. The record is from RefSeq and is a predicted model, not a curated record. Gene Ontology annotation, biological process: alpha-tubulin acetylation.
UCCCAAAGCCGUGCCACACAAUGGACAGACAGAGAAAGCAUUGAUAGAUACAUAAUUAGGAACGCACGACCAACAAAUCGCUACGGUAGUAGGCUACCAAGAAUGCGAUAACGAGAGCAGUGCAUUAAUGUGUGCAUGGAGUCAUUUAGCAAGUGUUAGUUGCAGCUGUAGCUCUAUCCAUUUUACGGUUAAUGUGCCGCUAGUUGAUUUUUAAAAAUAGGCUUAUUUGCAGAACUACUCACCGAAUUGCUUUUUAUUCGUAUUAUUAGCAUAAAACUAUAGCAGGAGGCAAUGGAAUUUUCGUUCGAUUUAAACGCUAUUUUCCCCGAAAGAAUUUCGGUACUGGAUCAUAAUUUGACGACAGGGCGAAAAGCACUAGGAAGACCUGAUCCUCAGCAUCAAAUAUCAAGAGUUAUAGAUGAGCUAGGCAAAGCGUCGGCCAAGGCUCAACAGUUGGCCGCGCCCAUCACCAGUGCUGCUAAACUGCAGACCAACCGACAUCACCUUUACCUGCUGAAGGAGGGAGAGAGCAAUGGUGGAAGGGGUCUGGCGGUGGGCUUCUUGAAGGUUGGUUAUAAGAAGCUGUUUCUGCUGGACCAGCAGGGGGCUCAUGUGGAGAUCGAACCCCUCUGUAUUCUGGACUUCUUUGUGACCGAGAGUCUUCAGCGGCACGGCUACGGACUGGAGCUCUUCAGCUACAUGCUGCAGCACAAGAGGGUGGAGCCUGUGCGGAUGGCCUAUGACAGACCUUCCCCCAAGUUCCUGUCUUUCCUUGAGAAGCAUUACUGCCUGAAGGGCAGUGUCCCUCAGGUGAAUAACUUUGUGGUGUUCGACGGGUUCUUCAGGGACAGAUCAGCGGCACGGCUGAGAAAAGCUCUCCCAAAAAAGCCGGAAGGAGAGAUCAAGCCGUACUCGUUGACAGAGCGAGAAGUGGUGCGGGAGGAGCAGAGAGCGCUCCCCUGGCCGUUCGCUCCUCCUUCCUCUCCUCCUCUGUCCCUCCCUUCGCAGUGCACUCGCUCCCAGAGUGUAGGCUCCUCCCCCAGCCGCGGCCCCCCCCGGCCACGCCCCGCCCCCCCCACCCCCCACGCCCAGUACCUGGAGAACCUGAACUGCAGGGCCCGCCGAACCAGCCAGCCGGGGCUGGUUGCCAGGAGCAACCUCUACAGUCGUCAUUUAAACAGCAGAGACCUUGGACUGUUGCUGGAGAGACAGCCAAGCUCCCUGAAGCUACCUGGUUUGCAGCCAGUGCAGAGAGAGAGAGAGGCUGACACAAAGGGACAGACAGCAGCUCUCGGACACACAGACGUAGACAGGCCCAUAUCCUCUGCCCAGACUGCGGCCCCCUGCCUCCCUCCUCUCCCCCAGACCUCCGUAGGUCCACAGGAGAGUGGCGGCCCGGAGAGAGGGAACGAGGCGGGGUCAGAGAAGGAUGGAGGGGGAGAGGGCGUGAGAGAGAGGGGGGGGGGAGGAUGGUCCUGGACGGUGGGGGAGCCUCAGUUUACCGCACAGUGGGUCCGCCGAAAACAGGAGUUCAGGAGCACCAGACCCUGGUGAGGGGUGCGGGGGCGAGGCCUACCAAACACGGUCCUGACCACGGGGGCGGAGCUUACACUGAGGAUGUCACUGGAGGGGGCGGAGCUUACACUGAGGAUGUCACUGGAGGGGGCGGAGCUUACACUGAGGAUGUCACUGGAGGGGGCGGAGCUUACACUGAGGAUGUCACUGGAGGGGGCGGAGCUUACACUGAGGAUGUCACUGGAGGGGGCGGAGCUUACACUGAGGAUGUCACUGGAGGGGGCGGAGCUUACACUGAGGAUGUCACUGGAGGGGGCGGAGCUUACACUGGGGAUGUCACUGGAGGGGGCGGAGUUU